UCUAGGGUUAAUAAAUAGAGAUUUAUACUUUUUAUGAUCUAUACUGUCUAUAGUCAUCAAGAAUCAGUCAAAAUGUCGGAAUCUAGUAGUAGCUUACGAGAAAAAGGGAAUGAGCUGUUCAAGCUCGGCAACUAUGAAGAAGCCUUAACCUAUUAUUCCAGGGCUCUAGACUCUGGGCCUUUAAAGGAUUCAGAGAAAGCUGUAAUUUACAAAAACAGAGCAGCUUGCUGCCUGAAAAUGAAUAAACUUGAGCAAGCUGCAGAGGAUGCUACGCAAUCACUGGAUCUGUCACCUAAUGACCCUAAGGCUCUAUUUCGGCGGUGCCAAGCGUACGAACAGUUAGGGAGAGCUGAAGAUGCCUUCAAGGAUGCUGUACUUCUCUUGAAAGUUGACCCCCAGAACAAAGCAGCUCUUCCAUUGUUCAACAAAUUAAACACAGUGGUACAAGAAAAGGCCAAGCAACAGAACAGUACCAGCAAUAAAGUCAGUCAGAUGUUUAACAUUGCCUUUGACUCCACUGGUGACCACCAAAAAAGGCUGCAGGGCCUGAAUAACUUAAUAGUGCUGUCAAGGGAAGACGCAGGGGCAUCACUCAUACUAAAACAUGGAGGACUGAGCAAACUAAAGCAACUUCUGAAUGAAAAAGAUACAGAGAUUCAACAGUCAGCGGUUAGAGUUCUAGCAACAUUGGCCAAAGGAAGCAAAUCAAGGUGCAAAGAAAUUAUACAGGAGAUCGAAGUUGCUCUGCUGAUCCAGUUGCUCUCCCAAGCCUCCAGUGAGGACAAGGCGUCCCCUGUGGCUCUUUUGUUACAGAAUCUGAUGACUUACUACACAGGGCUAGAUGAGCACCUUGACACAUUGAAGAAGUAUGAGGAGGCCAAGAAAAAAGGAGAAAGAAUGCCGUUUCCCCGCAUCAAACUUGAUGAAGAAUCUAAUGCCUUUUUAGAUUCAGUUUUCAAAUGUUUGGUCAAAAUGCUAGUCAGCAAUAAGGUCACUGCAUAUGGUCGAGACUCAGCCAUGGAGAUCAUCACCAAAAAUGUGACUUCUAAAAAUGGAUUUGAUUGGACAAAACCUUUUUUGGAUACCGAAGGGGUUGAAAACCUUUUGACUGUUGCUGGGGUUCAGAAGGAGUUCAAAACUUUACAGGUCACAUCUCAGUCAUCCAUGCAUGCAUCUCUGGCACUGUCCACAAUCUACGACGAUCUCAUCAACGACAAACUCAGAGAAAAGUUUAAAGAAAAAUGUCAUGAAUUCUUUAGAGAUUUAUUUUCUGAUGGAAUUUUUGAAUCUAAAAUUGAAGCCGUGGCUGCUCUUUCCACUUUACUUCAGGGUCCUUAUGAAGUUGGUGGCAUGUUGCUGAGUUUGGAAGGUGUCACUGAACUGAUGUUUACAUUGGCCAGUAGUGACAAUGUGCAGUAUCAGAGAGUGGCAGUGGAGGCCAUCGUCAGCUCAGCCUCCAAGAAGGACAAGUGCAGCGGCAUCCUGAAAGACGCUGUACCAAUUCUUAAAAAGUUAUAUCAGUCAUCCGAGGAUCACAUUAAAGUUAGAGCCUUGGUGGGACUGUGCAAACUUGGAAGUUUUAUGGGCACAGAUGCCAGUGUGCAGCCAAUGGCAGAGGGAUCAACAGGAAAACUAGCCAAAAUAUGCAGAAAAUUUUUAAUUAAUCCAGCAAAGGACAUUGAUCUCCGCAAGUGGGCGACAGAAGGCUUGGCAUAUCUGACACUUGAUGCUGACAUUAAAGAAGACUUAGUUAAUGACACUGAUGCCCUGAAAUCCAUUUUCGAAUUGGCAAAGAGCAAAGAAAGAAACACAACAUACGCAUGUGUCACUGUACUAGUCAACUGCACCAACAGCUAUGACAAACAGGAUAUUAUGCCAGAGUUACUGGAACUGGCUAAAUUUGCCAAACAGCAUGUGCCAGAGGAACAUGCCAAGGACAAAUCAGAGUUUGUGACAAGCAGAAUUCAUAAACUGGCCCAAGCUGGAGUUAUCAAUGCCCUGGUAUCACUGUGUGACACAGAGAGCAAGAACAGUAGAGAACUCAUUUCCAGAGUGUUUUUGUCUUUGACGACAGAAGAAAGCCUGAGAGGAUUGGUUGUCCAGCAAGGAGGAGUCAAGGCUCUACUAAGUCUGAUGAACAACAAUACAGACAACGGGGUCAUCCUUGCUUCACAUGCACUGGCCAAAAUUUCUGUGACCUCUGACCCACAUUUUGCUUUCCCUGGACAGAGAAUUUAUGAAGUUGUUCGUCCAUUACUCUCUCUUCUACACUCGGAUAGAACAGGCCUACAAAACUUUGAGGCUCUGAUGUCUCUGACCAACUUGGCUUCUGUCAGUGACUCUGUCAGAAACCGAAUCCUGACAGAGAAGGGCUUGCCAUCUAUAGAACAUUAUAUGUUUGAAGAGCAUCAGAUGUUACGUCGGGCUGCCACUGAAUGUAUGUGUAACAUGGUUAUGAGUGAAAAGGUUCAGGAUAUAUUUGAUGGAGAGAAUGACAGGGUUAAAAUGAUGGUUCUGUUUUCUGGUGAGGAAGACCCAGCGCUGGUGCGCGCAGCAACUGGUGCCUUGGCUGUAUUGUCAGAGAGACCUUCCAUCUGUAAAAAAAUUGUUCAGGUCCCAGCAUGGCUGGACAUCUUCCAAGUCCAUGCUGUGAGUGAGAUGCCAGACAUCCAGCACAGGGUCCUUCACUGCCUCCUCAACAUUAUGUCAGCAGACAAAGAGUUGGCCAGCAUUGUUGUCCAGAGCCCCAUGCUGGAGAUUCUUAUGGCCGUGGCCAAACAGAAAGAUCCCAAGGCAGAGAAAGCAACCGAAGCUGCAAAAGAGGCCCUUCAGAAAGCCGUGGAGUACGGGCUCAUCAAAGAGAAUGACAAAGGAAAUGUUCCUGAUGAGUUUUUGGAAAUCUUGCGGGCUCAGUUGGCCAAGGCCAGGGCAGAAGAGGAGAAGAGGAUCAAAGAGGAGGAGGAAGAGGAAGAAAAAAGGAAGAAGCUUGAAGAGGAAGAGAAGCGUAGAGAGUUGGAAAAGUUGAAGGAAAUUGAUGAAAAAGAGGAAGAGGUAGAGGAAAUCAUUAUAGAUAAACAGCCCGAGGAGGAGGAAGCAUCUGGGCCCAAGAUUCGGGAGCUGACCGACGAAGAGGUGGCCCAGCUAGAGGCAGAGGAGAAAGAGAAAGAAGAAAAGAGGAAAAGGGAUCAAAAAGACGAGAGCGACAAUGAAAUCGACAAUGAGGAUUUGGAAGAUGGAGAUGUGUGGAGGGAUGACAGUGGGUUAAGGAGAGAGUGAGACAUGACAAAUAUCAUUUCGACAAGAUCAAAAUCCAACUCCAAGUUUUUUCUUCUGCUUCAGUUAUUACAGUAAACAUAAGUGAUACAAGUCAUCAAAGAUUAUUUAAUGGCCUACAUAUAUAUAUAUAUAUAUAUAUAUAUAUAU
Molecule: messenger RNA, 3423 nt
Organism: Biomphalaria glabrata
Lineage: Eukaryota; Metazoa; Mollusca; Gastropoda; Planorbidae
Product: protein unc-45 homolog B-like
Exons: 22
Coding region: 34-3276 (1080 amino acids)
Molecular function (GO): Hsp90 protein binding
Source: RefSeq, a predicted model, not a curated record